AUGAUAUCGUCAACUGAAGAUAACUCCAGGGGAUCUGAAUAUUAUCAUUUCGAUGAGAGUAACUUGACAAACCAACCAUGCGACCUUCCAGAUCCAGAAACCCUUGAGCUCCCACGUUUUGGUAACACGCUGUGCGGACCAGAAGACUUUGAUGAUUGGCUGAAAGAGCUAACGACGAACCUGAAAGAGUUGGAUCUUCUCGGACUUAUCGAUCCAACUACCCCUCCGCCUCGUUUAAACAGCGAAGCUGGAAGACGAUGGUUCUUGCUGUCGACAAAAAUGACCAAGUGGCUAUUACACACUACAAUAGCCUCUGAGCUUCUCAACCGCUUGAACAUCAUGGAAAACAAUAUCGUUUUGCUUGACAGGCUCUUGGCGAGGGUAAAAAACGUCUUACAGAUACACGGUUCUGCCUUGGAUGCACUCAGACUCAAGAAAUUUCACGAAAAUACCGAUCAAGUGGCUUUUGGUGACACAAAACGGUAUGUUGAAUCUUAUUGGCAUGAGUUCAACAUUCUCAGGGAUAACAACAUGAUGCCAUCGCCAUACACCAGCCUACUCGACAUCUUGCAGGGGGUUCAGAAGUUAGAUUGGUUCGUCAGUGCAAGCAUGUACACCAUGUUAGACCUGGACCUCCAGGUGUUCCAGAAGACCAACCCUACGGGAACAUUUGCAGAACUGGUGGACUAUGACAUGUUUCAAAAAUAUGUCGUUAUGAUUCUCGAGCUACUCGUUGAGAAGGAUGCCCAUAUCUUCAGAGGGGAGAAGUGA
Messenger RNA from Penicillium malachiteum, 771 nucleotides. RefSeq lists its product as uncharacterized. The coding region runs from base 1 to 771 and encodes 256 amino acids. NCBI's taxonomy places the organism in Eukaryota, Fungi, Ascomycota, Eurotiomycetes, Eurotiales, Aspergillaceae. The record is from RefSeq and is a predicted model, not a curated record. The transcript has a single exon.